Theileria annulata is the source of this 669-nucleotide messenger RNA. RefSeq lists its product as uncharacterized. Lineage: Eukaryota; Apicomplexa; Aconoidasida; Piroplasmida; Theileriidae. The record is from RefSeq and is a predicted model, not a curated record. The coding region runs from base 1 to 669 and encodes 222 amino acids. The transcript has 3 exons.
AUGAAAAUUAAAAUAUUAUUUAUAAUUUUAAUAAUUAAUUUUAUUAAAUGUAUUGAUGAUAAAACUAUAAUUUUAUCAACAAAAAAUAUUGAAAAUUUGAAUUCUUUACAACUUUUAACACCAAUACGAAAAUAUGAUUCUGAUAUUUAUAUUAUCGCAUCAGUUAAUGUUGAUGGUAAAUAUGGUAUGGAAUUGAAGAAAGAGAAUUUUAUUCCAUUAGGACUUAAUUAUAUAGAAUUUCAAGAAAAUUGUGAAACAUUACGUAAACUAAUUAAUGAUACAUUUGAAAGAAUUAGUUUUGAUUUUAUAGAUAAUAAUACUACAAUACAACAAAUUCAAUCUGGAUUAUGGUUUUAUAUACCAUUAUUAAAUCAUAAUUCAUUGGAAGAAUUUGUUAAAUUAAUUGAAAAAAAAGAUGAGAAGAAUGUAACAAUGUUAAUAACACAUUGUGAUUUAUUGGAUACGAAAAAUUUGAAAAAACCUUUAGAAAUUGAAGAUGAACUUAAACAAGAAAAGGAAGAAUUAAAAACAACACCAAUGAUCUUCCAACAAUUAUUAGUCAUGUUUUUUUUCAUUAUCAUAUUAUUCUUUGGUCUCUCAUUUUCAUUAAAUAUUAAAACUCCAUCAUCACUUCUUACUCCACAACAAACUAAAACCAAACUCAUUUAA